Messenger RNA from Lathyrus sativus (Indian pea), 840 nucleotides. NCBI's taxonomy places the organism in Eukaryota, Viridiplantae, Streptophyta, Magnoliopsida, Fabales, Fabaceae. The record is from the annotation of a GenBank genome assembly.
AUGUAUGAUAGAACGUAUCUAGGAAGACGUAGGCUUAAACCACAUUUUAAAGAGGGACUUGUUGCGUUUCUUACAUAUGCGUUUGCUCAAAAAUGCUGUCGAAGCGAAGGAGGGGUAAGAUGCCCGUGUUUGAAUUGUGGUUGCAGAAAUAUAAUUAGUGACCUAAAUAAAGUGAAACAUCACUUGGAGAAAGAUGGUUUUAGGCCAAAUUAUUGGGUGUGGUAUUCUAAUGGAGAAAUACUGCCAGGGAUGAAUAGAGAGACUUCAAGCAGUCAAACUCAUGUUGGAGAUGAUAUGGUUGGUGAUGCAUUAGGGCUGAAUGUGACUUAUGAUGAACCUCAAGAUUUUGAUGUAGACAAGCUCCCGAACGAGGAAGCGCAAAAGUUUUAUCAACUGUUGAAAGAAAUAAAUAUACCAUUGUUUGAGGGGUCUUAUGACUCCAUGUUAUCCAUGUCUGUGAGACUCUUGACUGCGAAGUCAAAUUGGAAUGUUCCUGAUCAGUGUUUGGAAUUCUUUGCAAAAAUGAUGUUGGAUGCGACUCCUGUGAAAGAAAACAUGCCUAUAAGUUAUUAUGAUGUGAAAAGAAUGAUGUCGAAGUUGAGACUAAAAGUGAAAAAGAUUGAUUGUUGCAUUGGAGGUUGUAUGUUGUUUUAUGAUAACGAGUUUGGUAAAAAUAACGGGGGAUUGGAGGAAUGUAAGUUUUGUCAGAGUCCGAGGUAUUUAUCUCGCAGUAAAGGCGUUUAUCAAAAACAAAAACAAUUUGCAAUGAAGUCCAUGUUCUAUCUGCCAAUAAUUUUUAGUUUGCAAAGAAUGUUUGCGUCAGUUUAUAGUGCAAGCUAA